This is a messenger RNA of Manihot esculenta (cassava), 1025 nucleotides long. Its product is annotated as stem-specific protein TSJT1. The coding region runs from base 54 to 821 and encodes 255 amino acids. NCBI's taxonomy places the organism in Eukaryota, Viridiplantae, Streptophyta, Magnoliopsida, Malpighiales, Euphorbiaceae. The record is from RefSeq and is a predicted model, not a curated record. The transcript has 4 exons.
AGCAAGCUCUCCUAAUACCGUUCACAUUCGAAUAGCGAAAAAGAAAAGAAAAAAUGUUGGCCAUAUUCCACAAAGCUUUUGCUAAUCCACCAGAUGAGCUCAACAGUCCUGCAUCUCGAAAUGGUAAUAAGAAGCCCAAGCUUCCAGAAGAGACUCUGAGAGAGUUCCUCUCUCAUUAUCCAGACAACACUUUCUCCAUGAGCUUUGGUGAAGCUGCCGUCCUUGCCUAUGUUCGCCCUGACAACUCUUUCUCACAGCAUCAAAGGUUGUUUUGUGGGUUUGAGGAGAUAUACUGCCUGUUCUUGGGGAGCUUGAACAACUUGUGUGUACUGAAUAGGCAAUAUGGUUUGACAAAGGGGACUAACGAGGCCAUGUUUGUUAUCGAAGCUUAUCGGACUCUUCGUGAUCGGGGUCCAUACCCUGCUGAUCAAGUUGUCAAGGAUCUUGAUGGAAGCUUUGCUUUUGUUAUCUAUGAUAGCAAAGCUGGUACCGUCUUUGUUGCGCUGGGCUCUGAUGGUGGGGUGAAGAUGUACUGGGGUAUCGCAGCUGAUGGUUCUGUAGUAAUAUCUGAUGACAUAGAAAUCAUAAAAGCAGGCUGUGCCAAAUCAUUUGCUCCCUUCCCAGCAGGAUUUAUGUUCCACAGUGAAGGAGGAUUGAUGAGCUUUGAGCAUCCAAUGAACAAGGUAAGAGCAAUGCCAAGGGUUGAUAGCGAAGGAGCGCUGUGCGGUGCAAACUUCAAGGUAGAUGUAUACACAAGGAUCAACAGCAUACCACGCAGAGGAAGUGAAGCUAAUUGGACCCAAUGGGACUCCCACAACUGAAAAUAUUUCUAUUUGUUCCCUUAAUAUUAAGCUGCCAUGUAAUGUUUUAUAAUUCCCGUGUAUUUUUCCUCUGUUUUCUUUCCUAUGUUGUCGUCUUUCGAUUAAUGCUAAUAUUUUACUUGAAAAGAAAGAAAAGCUUUCCAUGUGUACUUGCUUACGGUCUGCAGCCACAUCAUGAAGAAAAUAUAUCUGCUUAUUUUAGUA